Molecule: messenger RNA, 6009 nt
Organism: Caretta caretta (loggerhead turtle)
Lineage: Eukaryota; Metazoa; Chordata; Testudines; Cheloniidae
Gene: BEST1
Product: bestrophin 1
Molecular function (GO): chloride channel activity
Source: RefSeq, a predicted model, not a curated record
UUCUCUCUCCCCUCAGAGCCUUCUUUCUUUCUUUUUCUUCCCUUUACCCUGUCUUCUCUUUUUCCACCUUUACACACAUUCCCGGGGGCUUUACAUCACUUCCCUGGAGUCUGCUUUCAGACCUCUUCCCCUCCAAGCAGAGCUGCCAAUCACCCAGGCUCUAGGUCUGUGUCCCAGUCACUGUGUCUCUGCCGGAGCAGCAGGUGUGACCCUUUCUCUCUCGUUCCUGCCUUCAAAUACUUUAAGCUGGUUCUGCCACCCAUCCAAGGGGCACUACAGAGCUCAAGGAAUUGGUAGUGAAUAGGAAGCCUUUUGCUACUAGGUCACAGGAUAAACCUAGGCCAGGUCAGUUAGUGGCUGAAUAUUGAUACCACCGAGUGGCUGCUUUGAGCUGGUCUGUGUGACAGGAGUUAGUGCUCCCAGCCCAGAUCUCAGGGAACAGGUCAAAAUCCACCAUCGCAACUGGCUCCAAUCUGCCCCCUUGUCAGCUACGUCUGAAGAGAGACCAAGGACUGAAUGGAGACUGUGCUCCCUUCGUGCCCCUACAGAGGCGCUUUGGGAGGGGCACCUAGCACUGCCAUUGGCCAUGCUCAGGGCUGUCCAUCCAGCAUAGUCCAGAGCACUGAAUAACAGUAAUGACAGAGCCCCUUCCCUGUUCCUGAGCCUCAGUUCAGCGGCUGGGAAUGGCAAGAGUCAAACACCAAUCCCAACACAAAGAGACCUUAGCAAUGCAUUGUCCUGGGAAGGGAGGAAGGGUAAAGCUGGCAAACCCUUCCCCCUCCCAGCAGCAGAAUGGAUUCUACUGGUAACUGUCCCAGUUACCAGUGGAAGAAUCUCUCAGAGAAAAGGCCUGAGCAGUCCCUUCAAGGAGACCUGGACACACCAUCAGCUUCCCCCACAGCACCUCUGCCCUCCGCUCUCCCUGGGACACUGGCCAGACUUCUUGCUUGCAACAAAGUUUGCUCUGUUGUGGGUUAGGUUACUGGAUAUGGAUCUUUUAUGCAAGACCAAUCUGAUCCAGGCUUUUUGCAGUGGAUCCUUUGAGGAUUCCUUCGAAAAAAUUACGAGAAACAUGGUGUAUUUUAGCAAGAUUCGUUUUUCCUGAGACAGCAAAUCUACAAGUUCUACAGGCACCCAGAUACUGAGUGAUGGGCAUGGUAUAAACACCUAGAUAGAUAGAUAAUGGUAAAUCAGGGAAAGAUAAUGGUAAAUCAGGUAGAGAUAUGUCCUUCUGAGUCUUCCACAGCCAGAGGCUACCAGUCCAGAUGUUUCAUUAAAGUGCCAGGGCUCAGCUCCAACCUAAACCAUAGGAAAUUCAACAGGCCCACCUCCAACUAGCACAUAUGGGCCAGCCUCACUACUUCCUGAUGUUCUGGACUGUGUUUGCUUUUGAUGAAUGGGCCGUGGCAUGAUUCUCUGAAUUGGAUUUCUGGGCCUACCUGAAAUGGACUUUGGGGUGUCCCCAGGAAGAGAAGAACCUGAGUUUCUGUGCACAGCUGGGAUGGACUCCUAGUUUUUCUGUUUCUGGACAGCGUCCCCACACUGCACAGAAAUCCUUUACUAGCAUAUCAUGGGUACCCCUUGCUGUACCCCAGCCUCCUUCCACCCCCUUAGCAGGUUUCCGGAUGGCCUCAGUGUCUCCAUGUUUUGUUUCUCACAGGCUCUGUGAUGACGGUGACGUACACAAAUCGAGUAGCUGAUGCCCGCCUUGGAACCUUCUCGCAGCUCCUGAUCCGAUGGAAAGGGAGUAUCUACAAACUCCUCUACUGCGAGUUCUUCAUCUUCAUCACUCUCUACUUCAGCAUCAGCCUCACUUACAGGCUGAUCCUGAAUGCAAGCCAAAGGCUGAUGUUUGAGAAGCUGGCUCUGUAUUGCAACGACUAUGCUGAGCUGAUCCCUGUGUCCUUCGUGCUGGGUUUCUACGUGACCCUGGUGGUGUCUCGCUGGUGGGGACAGUACGAGAGCAUCCCAUGGCCCGACCGCCUCAUGAACCUGGUCUCCAGUAACGUGGACGGGCAGGACGAGUACGGGCGACUCCUGCGGCGCACCCUGAUGCGUUACAGCAACCUCUGCAGCGUGCUGAUCCUCCGCUCCGUCAGCACCGCUGUCUACAAGCGCUUCCCCAGCACGGAGCACAUCGUGCGAGCAGGCCUCAUGACCCCAGAAGAGCACAAGAAGUUUGAGAGCCUGAACUCUCCCCACAACAAGUUCUGGAUCCCCUGUGUGUGGUUCUCGAACCUGGCUGUGAAGGCACGGAACGAGGGCAGAAUCCGGGAUAGCGUGAUGCUCCAGGGCAUCCUGAACGAACUAAACACCUUGCGUAGCCAGUGUGGGCGACUCUAUGGGUAUGACUGGAUCAGUAUCCCGCUGGUCUACACUCAGGUGGUCACGGUGGCCGUUUACAGCUUCUUCCUGGCCUGCCUGAUUGGCCGGCAGUUCUUGGACCCAGAGAAGGGGUAUCCUGGCCAUGAGCUGGAUCUGUUUGUGCCUGUCUUCACACUCCUGCAGUUCUUCUUCUAUGCUGGCUGGUUAAAGGUGGCUGAACAGCUCAUCAACCCGUUCGGAGAGGAUGAUGACGAUUUUGAAACCAACUGGCUCAUCGACAGGAACCUGCAGGUCUCCCUUCUCGCUGUGGAUGACAUGCACCAGGAUCUGCCCUUCAUGGAGAAGGACCUGUACUGGAAUGAGUCCUACCCCCAGCCACCCUACACCGCAGCCACUGCUGAAUAUAAGCGAACAUCAUUUCUUGGCUCAACCUUUGACAUUAGCAUGCAGAAAGAAGAGAUGGAAUUUCAGCCGCUGGAGCAAAUUAAAGAGAACGAGGAGGCGAACCACUCUACACCACUGCUGGGACAUCUGGGCCGCCUGCUGGGGGUCCAGUCACCGAGUUUCUCCAGGUCAUCCUCCCGGAUGAACCUGCCACGCAAGAGGAAUGACCCCUUGUCCCCCUUCCCUCAUUACUUGUACCAGGAUGUAGGGAAAUCUGGAAGCCCCUGCAGUGCCAAUCAGCAAAAGGGAGACUCCUCCCACCCAGGCUCCAGUUCACAUGAGCAAUGGGACAAUGAAGACCGAAAACUGAGAGAGUUUGAUGCCUUCAUGUCAACCCCCUUCUUUGAGAGACCUGGCUUUUAUAGCGCUCCACAGACACCAAUCAGCUCCAUCCCGCUGAUCUUCCCAUCCAGGCGCCCAGGACGCAAGAAGCCCCCUGCUCUCUCCAGCAUUGUGGCCUGUUCGACUUCAAUGAGAGACAACUUUGCCAACCUGUCACCUUCCAGGGCUACUGAUGUGGACAAAAGCCAGAGCUCCCUUGGUUCUGCAGUUAAGGAAACUUUUGUUUGGCCAGGAGAGCGAGAAAAAGCCCCAGACUCCCUGGUGGUGACAGUAGAGGAAGGAGAGAAUAACACGUUGAACAAUAAAAUGAAUGAGGUCGCCCCUGUUAGGAGCCCAGGGCUUCAAUCAAUAGUGUCGGAAAGCCCCAAGUUUCCCUUCCUAGCAGAGGCCCCAGACCAUGAAAAACAGGGCAGCUUCAAGAGCUUGAAGAGUCUGAAAGGCCGCCGACAUCCCUGGCAAACUCUAGAGAACGUAACACCAGCAGCCACCCCAAACUCGGAUAAUCAUAGCAACUUUCAUACUCCCAGCAUGAGAACCCCUGGUGGCAGUGGGCCCCUCUUCUUUUCAUUCACCCCCGUGACAUCCCCAGUGCUGGAGAGGUCGCGCUUAGGGAACUCAGGCACUGUUCCUAGUCCAAGCUCAGAUGAUACAUCCAGUGCUCCAGUCCAGGCUUCCAUAGAGGUUUCUGGGACUGGAAGAGAGACAGGGAAUGGAAAUGCUAGUGCUCACCACACUGAGGAACAGAGAAGAGCAGAGAGUCCCUCACCUAAUGACUCCGGUAUCUCCUUAGCAGAGGGUGACUACGUGGGACUGAUGGAGGUGAUCAUGGAAGCCAGUGAGAACGUGUCUGAUGAAGGGAAGGUGGAUAGAUACAGCUAAAUGAAGAGACCAGUUGAUUCCUUCUGACUGCUGAGAUACCCACCCUGUUAAGAAUACUGCAGUGUCUUUACACCAAACAAUAUUGGUGCUCAAGACAUAUAGAGCUUCUACAAAGAGGCAAUACAACCAUACCAGCCAUGUACUGCCAAAGGGUGGAGCUUCAGUACCUGAUGGCCUGAACUUGUUCCCAGCGUGAGUUUACUAGCGAUGAACAUGGUGCAAUAAAGCAUACAAGAACAGUUCAUGGAACUUCAGUGUCACACCUUUGGGAAUACCUAUACAAUUAAAGCAAAAAAUUUUAUAAAAUUCUUCAUAAAGUGCAAGUACCUGAGAAUGGAGCAACAUAGGCCACCAGCCGUUUGGCAACUUGGGCACAGACACAGAUUAACUCAGAAGCCUGUUUCCUAAAUAUGCCUGGAAUGUUGACCCAUCUUACAAAACCACACCACCACUCAGCUGGUGUCUGGUGACUCGCUGGUGUCUGCCACAAGAGACCCAAUAACAAGUGCAGUGGGAUAUUUGUAAACAUUAGAAAUGUGGUAAAGUUUGGGGAGGAAGAGAGGAGGAAAGGGCUGAAUAGCUAUGGGGCAGGUGAUUUCAUUAGACUGGAGGUAGCUGAUUGUGUCUAGGAUUCGACUCAGAGGAGAUGAGCAUAACAAAGCUUAGUAUUGCUUGCACAGUCCAACUGUUUCUCCACCCCUGAAGUAUUUUGCCCCUCCUCUACUUCCCCACACCAAUUAAUCCAAGUGCUUUGAGGAGUGUGUUAGCACUCUUGUUUUUUUUUAAAAGAAAAUAGAAGGGGGGGAGAGGAGUUUAUAUGGCAGAUUUCAAAAAUAUUCUGAAUGGAAAACCCCUUAGUCAGAAUCUUAUUCUAAAGUGCACUCUGACAAACAACACAAGCUGAGGUCAAACAACAGGUGCUCUACUUCCUCAUUGCAGUUUCAAGAAAGCACAUCAGUGAACAGAAGCUAGGGAUGACUGCUCUCUCCUUCCCCACAGCCCUGCUUUAGGAGAAUAGCCAGAAGCCUCUUAUCUACUGAUCAAAGCCCCCAGGCAGAAAUUAGUUCAUGCAGGUUUUCCAUUUUAAGACACCCCUCCCACACACACCUUUGUUGCACCCAUUUUGCUAGCUACAGAAGCCGUUGCAUUUCAGACACCAAUCACAAUACUUUCUAGAAGCUUUAAGCAUUAUUCAGAACAGCAGAUUACUGUAAAGACAGGCUGAUGAGCUUUCUAGAGAUCAAAUGAGUGAAGUGUUGUUCUGCAGUAUGUACUUGGAGAGAUUUGUGCUUCAGAACCCACAGCCCUGAUACAGUUCCUCAGUUUACACUGAAUGGUGCUGGUGUUCCAGAGGAUGUGGUGUCUUCCCCUGUGUAUGUGUAUAUAUAUAUCCUAAAGACACUCAGGAGCUCUCACUGACUCUGCUUGCCCUUCAUCUAAACUAAACUGAAGUAUGGCACUCCUUUCCCUGGAGGAAGUCUUUAGAGGCAGCCUGAGAACCUCCUGCUGAAGAAUAUUAGUCCACACUUCUUCCAUUCUCUGCUUGUCAUGUAAGCAUUUGAAGUGCUUAGCUUUUCUUCCCCAUGCCUUUUCAGCACAGCAAGCUAGCUAAUAAUGCAAGGUGUUUCUCAAAGCUUUGGGGGUGGUAUCUAGAGAGGGGUCAGGGCAUAAACAUUUGAGUAGAAGAGCAGAGACUGUUGUUGUUCUUUGGCCACUUUCUUUAUGAUGAGCUUCCCCAUUGUAGCUUUUAGCUAAGUCUUCUAUGCACACAAACACCCCCUCCAGUGUAUACUCAUGGACUAAUCCCUACAGUAGGGAUUAAGUGGGGAGGCAUUCCCUACCCCUGAGUCAUAGUCUGUGAUCUGUGGUGAGCCUAAAGGAACAGUGCCCAGUCAAUGAUGCCAGAUCUGCCCCCACUAAUGUAUUCACACAGCUGACCCCCAUUCUGAAAUGGGUCAUCACAGGGUAAAUCAGGAAUAUGCUGUGAAACCUCCAAAUGUAGGAUUCACUCCCACAUUA